GACUGGCGAUUCCAAUGCCUGGCCAAUGUGCACAUAAUCUUUGAUUAAAUUUUCCCGAUAAAUUUCUAGUAAAAGAUCGAGUUCGUGAUCCUCUGUUUGUAGAUAUUCGGGAGUAGAAGCCUCGAUCAACGAUGCUUCAUCAGCAGUCACGAUGAAAUUUAUAACCUUCAAAAACACGAACAAAACUACGAUGUACAAUCGCAACCACCUGCUCCGUAACAGCAUAUUGGCAAAUUAACGCCAAACCGAAAUUUAACUUCUGUUCUGUAAUGGCUUCCAACGAUGACUAACAGAAUUCUGAUUCGUUACACAUGCAACAAGGUAGAUUUGCUCAUCUGCCCACGGACAGAUCAGAACAGUAUAUUAUCCAUUCGCAUACAGCAUUUCUUAAUAUCUGUAAUUGUGCUAGUGAACAGCAGUAAUGAAAUGAAACAGGCGCAGUCGCAUACGUUUGAUAUUGUAGUUGCCAUGGCACCAAAGGGUCCAUUGCAGAAAAUAAAAUUUGCAUUCAUUCAGAGGAGACUAUCAGGUGGUAAAACAAAACUGAUUGAGGUGAAAUCCUGUUAGCUGAAAUGGAACUGGAAUUAACGCGUGUUGAUUACAUCAACGUAGGGUUAACGGGUCCAAACUGCCUGCAGCUACUACCACCGAUCGGUAGCACCGGAGGCACGAGCGGUUACAAGCAACAGCAAAAAGUCGCAAUCGGUGACCAGGAGGGUGUGUUACAGGUUUUUUCGAUGAAAAAGGACGAACUACAAAUGCAUUUCAAGACAUUACCAAGUGAACGCAUCGCCUCGGUAAAGCUUGGAGGACAAUCAGGCUCGGUAGCCGACAAGAUCUUUACCGCCUCCGAAAACAAGGUGCGAGGGUUCAAUAAGAAGGGCAAGCUAUUCCUCGCUUUUGAGACGAACCUCACAGAAACCAUCAGGUCGAUGUGUGUGAACGGCAGCGAUCUGCUGGUGUGUGGUAACCACGUGUACAACCAUUAUAGAGAUUGCAAGGAAAUUGGAUCGUAUCUUUGCGGUGAUGUUAUUGUAGAUGUAGCAGCACUCUGUCCGAAUAAUACCAGCCGGUUAAUAACUGUACUGGCUUGCUCAGGGCGAGUUUUACGCGUCCUAGAACAUUCCCGCGUCCGUCAAACACUGGAGCUGGACAGUGUGCCAACAGUGCUGUACGUUCCCAAAGGCAUAGGUAAUCGUCUGCUGUGCGGAUUUAGCGAUGGAAGUGUGCUUCUUUUUCACCUGAACCUACAGGUUACAGAGGUAAAGCGCGAGGUGCUGGUUUCAGAUCAACUGUUAAAGGGAGGGUCAGACCGCGGUGACGGAUGCUCUAGUGCAGUCACAUGUUUGAUCACAUAUGAUCUAGCCGGUGAUGGAAAGGAAGAACUUAUUGUCGGUUACCGCGAUGGUACUUUAAGGGUAUUCACGAUGCAUUCGGACGAGUAUCAGUUUGACAUGGAAUGCACACAGAUUUAUAGCGAAAGCUUUAACGAAAGCAUCUCAAGCGUUCAAGGGGGCUGCGUCGGCGCUACAAACUAUACGGAGAUUGUAGUGUGCACAUAUUCAGGCCGAGUCUUUGGUUUAACAACGCAAUGCAUUAGUAAAUGUCUUAGCGAUAGUGGACACUUUGCCGAUCGUGCUACACCGGUUAUCGUUGGUCAACCGAUCGAUCCAUCGGCAAAGCUGCAGCGUAUCAAGACGGAAAUUUAUGAGCUCGAGCAGACGAUCGCCAAGGAACGCGAGCGAUACCAACUUUCUACCCAGGCCUUGUCUACAGGACUUUCCGCAAUUCCGAUGCUACCUGUGAACGAUGCAUUCAUGCUUUCUAAAAGCGAUGCUACUUAUCUACUAUCACUAGAAAUACCUACACCCAUUGAGCACGUGUUAUUACAGUGUGAUGCUCCACUCAGUUUGCUCGAUGUGGAGAAAAAUAGUGCUGUGGUCAGUUUUAGCGAAUGUGAUAAGCUGAGUGGCAAUAGUCUGUUAGCCAGCUAUCGCUGCCAGCUGAACACGAACCGCAUAGAUUUGAUGUUUCGUACGAUUGAGGGUCAAACUGGAACGCUGCAGGUAUACAUUACACCCAAUCUUCAGCCCAAAUGUUGCCAAUUGAAGCGUUACCACAUAAAGCCGCUGUCACUGCAUGCCAUCAUCCACAACGCAACGGAUACAAUGUUGGCUCGCCCGAUGAAUACCCUCACAUUGAAGGGCACUUUCAGUCAGGCGGAAGUGCACAACUGGAUGAUCAAUAGUAUCCCCGAGCUACCGGAAAAGCUGCAUGAUAGUGGCAAGGUGCGGCACACGUUCCAGCACGUCUUCAUCGGCACACUGCUGGUAUGUGAAUAUGGUAAAGGGGAAGCGAGUUUCCGCAGCGACAACAUAUCCACCAUAUCGAUUCUGAAAGAUUUCAUUACCAAAGAGGCGACUAAAAAACGUAUAAAGUUAGAAAUAUCCACUUCUAUAAAUGAAUCCACCAUUCCAUCGUUGAUCAAAUUAAUUGAACCGAAAAUCAUGCAUUACAACAGACUUACCAAAGAUUGUCAGAUGGCACAAGCCCUGGUCGAUUUGGAUAUACGUGAUGAGUCCGAAUUUAAGAUGCUUUCAAAGGAGUACCAGAAGUUGAUUCGUAAUCAGCAAUUCAUUGACGAAGAAUUUCGGAAGCAACCGACAGUUCUCAAUCGGAUUUAUGGCAUCCUAACCGAUCUGUACAUCGAUAAGUUUAAAUUCAAAGGAGUUAAUGUUAAAGCAAAACUUCCACUGCUGAUCGAUUUGCUAGAAAAUUAUUCCUACGACGAAUUGGUCCGUUUUUAUACGGCAGAAAAAGCCGAAGAAGGAGCUAAUAAAGACUAAAGGAGUAGUGUGUGUGUGUGUGU
Molecule: messenger RNA, 2869 nt
Organism: Anopheles darlingi
Lineage: Eukaryota; Metazoa; Arthropoda; Insecta; Diptera; Culicidae
Product: Bardet-Biedl syndrome 7 protein-like
Exons: 2
Coding region: 573-2846 (757 amino acids)
Biological process (GO): intracellular transport; intracellular protein localization; non-motile cilium assembly
Cellular component (GO): neuron projection; axoneme; BBSome
Molecular function (GO): protein binding
Source: RefSeq, a predicted model, not a curated record